Messenger RNA from Paramormyrops kingsleyae, 2515 nucleotides. The record is from RefSeq and is a predicted model, not a curated record. NCBI's taxonomy places the organism in Eukaryota, Metazoa, Chordata, Actinopteri, Osteoglossiformes, Mormyridae.
UGUGGUGUGGUGUCUCUCAUUUCCUGCCUGAAACCAGGCGGGGAAUAACUUCAUUGUGCAAAGCAGCAACAAGGCCCUGCAAUAAAAAUGUCUAAAAUGGAUGUUGUUUCUGCAUGUUUUUCAGCGAUCUGAUCUUUACAGACCAGCCUUCUGUUCGUGUGAAGUUCAGAAAGCAAUGAGACCAAUGUGCAAUAAGGUAACUGCAUCACUGAAAAACUGUCACCAUUCACAAGACAUUAGCAGUCAACGGUGUCUUAGCAGCUGUCCGGAUUUUGCCAUGACACCCACCAGAAACACACAGAGGUCAAAGGUGGCGACAGAUGGGUAUGACCAGAAACUGGACCAAAGGGUAGCCAAGCACGAAUUCCUGAGAGAUCGCAACAAUGUGACGAGCUGCCGGAGCCUGGCUCGACGGCACGACGCGGAAUGGAGACGAGCCGAGCUGCAGCAGAAGCGGCAGACGGAGUUUUGGAAGCGGCGGCAAAUUGAGCCCACGGUGGUGCCGUCAGCGAUCGAGGAGGACGUCCAAAACCCACCUAAAGUGAUUCUGCGGGAAAAGACGCGUAAAGCCGACCCACUGGAUAGACGAUCGCUGGUCAUGGCAGAAGAUUUAGGGAUCACAUGGCCUGACGUUACCUCCAUAGAAAAGGCCCCAUGGUUGAAGCCAAUUCACAGCAGACGAGAGAAGGUACUGGGGAGGGAAGGAGUGAGCAGAUCUCAGCAUGGCCCCCCAGGACUCAGUCAGCACUCCCCGCUGGAGAGGAUCAGAGCAGCAUGGCAGACAGGGGCUCAGAAGCGGGAUGGAGAGCUGAGUUCCCAGCGCCCACAGCGGGAUGCUAGUGCUCAGACAGAAUCUGGCCUUAUAACUAUCAGGAAAUCGGACCUGCUCCAGUUGGCUGACUACUUACAGGAGGCCCUGUGGAGGGAGGAGAAUCUGAAACAGAAGCUCGUCAUCCUUCAGAAGAGUACCUCCACCCUGACGAUGUCUUCAGACAAGCUGUGGACGACACGCUGCAAUGAGGACCUGACGAGAAGUCGGAUCGAGACCCUAGAGGCGCAGUUGGAGUUGUGCACGCAGGAAUUCAGGUGGGAUGGAGUGAAAAAGCUGAUGCUGCAAAUGGAAGAGCAGAAGCGGACAUAUGAGGAGAAGGCGCUGGAGGCCCUGCAGAAGGCCAUCGACGAGAAGGUGCAGGCGGAGAAGCAGGCAGAGAGCCUGGAGGAGGCGCUGAAGGCUGCCCUGCUGGAAUCAGAACGGUGGAAGAGCUUGUCCCAGCAGCUGAAGAAGAGCUCUGAAGAGCUAAUGAGAAGCCAGGAGCAGACAACUGACAGGCUGCACCAGCUACAGAGUGAACUGGAGGUAAACAGAGGGCUUUGCAUUUUUUUUCCAGAGAAACUCUGCCAAUAUGAAGAGCACAGUUUAAGUGGAAACUUCUUCCAAAGUGCCGGUUGUGACACGUGGCAGGCGUGCAGCCCAGAGGACAAGCCGGGUGCUGAGCCUGACCAGGCCGUGAACCUGCCCCCCAGUGCCGAGAGCGAGAUGGAGGCCCAGCUGCAGGACACCCAACAGAGGCUCAGCCUGAAGGAGAGAGAGUGCAAGGACCUGCGAGCUGAGCUGGAAGCUGUGGAGCACGAAUGUCACACCUGUCUGUUCCGCCUGGCCCAGUGUAGAGAGGAGCUCAGACGUUUGAAUGCCCGCAGAAGACCGAGCUGCGGCUGCUCCUGGCUGGGCCUGUGUCUCCUCAUGGCCGUGGUGAUGGGCACGCUGGCUGUGGUGCUGCUCUACCAGCCCGUCUACGGCGAGCGCCUCCAGGAGGUCUGCCGGGGCCUGAGGCAGCGAGUGGAGAGCUACAUGCGGGAGGCAGCCUUGCCGGGCCACUCUGGAUGCUACAGACCGGUCUGAUAACACUGCCCAAGGGAAAGGGAGCGUACACACUGCGCUUCAAUCUCCAGGCGUGUGUCACUUGUGAGGAACGUCUGGGAGCACGCCAGAGACUGAAGAAAGUGUUAUGUUCAGCCUCUCAAGCUAAUGUUAAUUCGUCAGGCCCUAAAACUACUGUCCUCCUGUUAAUAUGCAGCAUACAGUGAUGUAAAACACAUAAUUCACGAUUAUAAUUUUUCUGUUUUGUUAAAACUACUUAUUGCUUUUUCUGCCAUAGAAGUCUUUAGUCUCUCAGCCUUUCUGUAUAUGACAUUUCACACACAGCAAGGUCUUGAUAGUCGUUGAAUUGCUGUAUUUUUCAAGUGGUAAGAGAGCUCAUAUUUUAGGUAUUAUAUAGCUAGAAAUGGUAGACGGAGCUGAACCUUUGUAUUUCGUAUCAUUCCCUGCCAAUUUUCAGUCUGCAUUUUUUGAUAAUGUAUGCCUGUAAUAUUACAAAAGCACUCUGUAUAAACUGACAGUUUUUGGGGGGUUUAGUGAACCCUUUGACUCAACGUCCAUAGAGGAUGUUAAACCUUCCAUCCUGUCCUGGUUAGCAAGUGGGAGAUUGCUGGCAGAUGGGGGGCGGGGGGGAGGCGC